Alternaria hordeiaustralica is the source of this 1656-nucleotide messenger RNA. It is a transcript of the gene CNA1, whose product is annotated as 3',5'-cyclic-nucleotide phosphodiesterase (PDEase) (3':5'-CNP). Bases 1 to 1656 code for a protein of 551 amino acids. Lineage: Eukaryota; Fungi; Ascomycota; Dothideomycetes; Pleosporales; Pleosporaceae. Gene Ontology annotation, biological process: calcineurin-mediated signaling; fungal-type cell wall organization. Gene Ontology annotation, cellular component: calcineurin complex; cytoplasm. The transcript is spliced from 5 exons. Gene Ontology annotation, molecular function: calmodulin-dependent protein phosphatase activity; calmodulin binding. The record is from RefSeq and is a predicted model, not a curated record.
AUGGAGAACCAACCGCAGGAUGUCGACCAGUCCAAGUACAUUGACAAUGCAAUUCGCGCCGUCCGUGAGAAGAAGCCGCUCCCUGAGAUUGACUUCACCCUGCAUACUAUGGAGGAUGGAAACCAAGUGAGCACCCAGGAACGUGUAUGCAAAGACGUACAAGCGCCCGCCUUCCACCCGCCCACCGACGAGCAAUUCUUCUCCCCUCAAGAUCGCACAAAGCCCAACAUCCAAUUUCUGAAGCAGCACUUCUACCGCGAAGGUCGCUUGACCGAACAGCAGGCGCUAUGGAUCAUAAAGAAGGGCACAGAGAUCCUCAAGUCGGAACCCAACAUGCUGGAGAUGGACGCACCCAUUACCGUGUGCGGUGAUGUUCACGGGCAAUACUACGAUCUUAUGAAGCUGUUCGAAGUCGGUGGCGACCCAGCAGAGACGCGCUACCUCUUCUUGGGAGACUACGUCGAUCGCGGCUAUUUCAGUAUAGAGUGUGUUUUGUACCUCUGGUCGCUGAAGAUCUGGUACCCCAACACCCUCUGGCUUCUCCGAGGAAACCACGAGUGCCGCCAUUUGACCGACUACUUCACAUUCAAGCUCGAAUGCAAGCACAAGUACUCCGAGGCCGUGUACGAAGCCUGCAUGGACUCGUUCUGCGCACUUCCCCUAGCGGCUGUUAUGAACAAGCAGUUCUUGUGUAUACACGGUGGAUUGAGCCCCGAGCUUCACACUCUAGACGACCUGAAGAGCAUUGAUCGUUUCCGCGAGCCACCUACCCACGGCCUCAUGUGCGAUAUUCUCUGGGCUGAUCCUCUCGAAGAAUUCGGCCAGGAGAAGACUAACGACUUCUUCGUUCACAACCACGUCCGCGGAUGCUCAUACUUCUUUUCGUACCCCGCUGCGUGCGCUUUCCUCGAGAAGAACAACCUUCUGUCAAUCAUCCGCGCACACGAGGCGCAAGAUGCUGGAUACCGAAUGUACAGGAAAACACGGACGACUGGUUUCCCCAGUGUCAUGACAAUCUUCAGCGCGCCGAACUACCUCGACGUAUACAACAACAAGGCUGCGGUUCUGAAGUACGAGAACAACGUCAUGAACAUCCGACAGUUCAACUGCACACCGCAUCCGUACUGGCUGCCUAACUUUAUGGACGUCUUCACAUGGUCAUUGCCAUUUGUUGGCGAAAAGAUUACUGACAUGCUCAUUGCGAUCCUAAACACCUGUUCGAAGGAGGAGCUCGAAGAGGAGACGCCCAGCUCUCUGGCUUCCGGUCCAUCAUCGCCACCCCUCUCCAGCCUCGACCCAGAUUCGACCGAGUUCAAGCGACGUGCGAUCAAAAACAAGAUUCUGGCGAUUGGUCGCCUCUCUCGUGUGUUCCAAGUGCUUCGCGAGGAGUCUGAGCGUGUCACUGAGCUCAAGACUGCAUCGGGUGGUCGACUUCCCGCGGGUACGCUCAUGCUCGGUGCGGAGGGAAUCAAGCAGGCGAUCCACAGCUUCGAGGACGCACGCAAGGUUGAUUUGCAGAACGAGAGGCUCCCGCCGAGCCACGAAGAGGUGCGAAAGUCUCAGGAGGUUAGCCGAGAGCAGGCUCUCGAGAAGGCCACCAAAGAAGCCGACAACGACCAAGGUCUCGCGACUGUCGCAAGACGCAUCAGCAUGUAA